This is a messenger RNA of Procambarus clarkii (red swamp crayfish), 14486 nucleotides long. The record is from RefSeq and is a predicted model, not a curated record. Lineage: Eukaryota; Metazoa; Arthropoda; Malacostraca; Decapoda; Cambaridae.
AGGCUAGCGUGACACAUGUGGGAGAGUGAGAGAGUGACAGGUGUAUGUGAUUCAAACCUGCCGCCUGGACGCAUGCCCCGCCCACCCGUGACGUCGCCAGUGGUUCAAUAUGGCGGUGGCGAAGUGAUCGUAUACCCGACUGUCUCUAUGUUCUAUUCAAAUUUCUCCAGCAUGGCAACUCAAAAGCCUGUAGAAUGGGUAUCAGCGCUUAUAAUAAGAUUCGAAGAACAGUUGCCGUGCCGGACAGGCCCACAGACACAACACUCAAGGUUCAAUGUGGAGCAGAACAAGGAGUGCCUCAUCCAGAUCAGCAGAUACAAAUUUUCACUAGUUAUCUCAGGCCUUUAUAAGAUUCUACAAAAAGUCAACGAAAUGUUUUUUCUGUUCUCAUUCCAGCGGCCGCAUGGCCCAGAUUUUGAGAAAAACUACUACGAGUCGCUACUAAUUGUGUUGGACACUCUAGAGAAGUGUCUGUCCUCCCAGCCCAAAGAUACCACAAGAGAUGAAGCAAUGAAUGUUAAGCUUCUACUGAGGGAGACCUGCCAGUUUAUUGAUUUACCAAAUGAUAAUCCUAUGGUAGUUCAACUCAAGAACUUAGCAUCAAAAGUUCUCUUUGCUCUCAGUGUAAACAACUUUUCUGCUGUCUUCAAUAGAAUAUCAGUCAGGUUACAAGAAUUAAGUACAAGCAAUACAGAUGAAACUCCAGAUUUUACUGAUAUAGAAUUAAUACAACACAUUAAUGUAGAUGUCAUUAGACUCAUCAAACUCUUAAAUGAAACUAUUCAGAAAUUCCGUUGUUUAAGAAAAAAUGCUCAAAUAGUCUUGAUGAACUCGAUGGAAAAAGCAAUAUGGAAUUGGAUGGACACAUACCCGAAUGAGUUUGCCGAUUUGCAGAAACGAAGAAAUGAAGAACUAGCGAAGUGCUGUGAGGUAAUGUUUGAACACCUUGACAGCUUUGCAGAGAACAAUAAGCGGAAAGCAGCUGUUUGGCCUCUGCAGAUUAUGCUUCUAGUCCUCUCGCCAAAAGUAUUAGAAGAAAUUGUGAAUGCAGACGCUGGUGCCCCAUGUUCCCAAAGACAUUUUAAGAAAAAACAAUUUAUCGAUCAAUUAAAGAAGGCCCUGAUACCCCACAACAUCAGUAGACAACUGACAGAGGCAGCAGCUGUAACGUGUGUCAAGUUAUGCAAGAUUGCAACCUAUAUUAAUAUCAACGAUUCUAAUAAUGUAGUCUUUGCUUUAGUGCAAAGUGUUAUUAGUGAACUGAAGAAUCUGCUCUUCAAUGUUGUGAAGCCGUUUUCUAGAGGCCAAAAUUACAUAUGUCAGGAUGUGGAUCUUAUGAUAGAUUGCUUUGUAUCGCUCUUCCGGAUCCUUCCACACAACAACGAGGCUCUUAAAGUUUGUCUUAAUCCUAGCUCCCCCUCAUCAUAUCACUUCGUCUUGGUCAGUUCUCUGUACAGAAUAAUAACGCAAACGCGACUUCACUGGUGGCCUCAGAUUGAUAUUGUAUACAAUAAGUCUAGUGAGCUGAGAUCCAUGUUCACCGAAACCCUUAAUAAAGUGACUCAGGGAUGUAUCUCUCACACCCCAUUAAGGAUGAUUCAGACCUUCACGUUAAAGGAGAAAGUUGUCACAUUAAAAUUUAAGGAAAAGUCGUCAGAGGAGGCGCCAUCAUACAAGAACCUCUUAUUAUGGAUGGUUCGUCUUAUACAUGCUGAUCCAAUGCUUAUGCUUAAUAACCAGGGCAAAGCAGGCCAUGAGAUCCAGAGUUCUACCUUGGAGCUGAUCAAUGGGUUGGUGUCAUUGGUUCAUAACCCAUCCAUGCCAGAUGUAGCUGCUGAGGCUAUGGAGGCGUUGCUUGUCCUUCACCAACCAGAAAAAAUUGAAAUGUGGAACCCAGAAGCACCAAUAAAUACCUUUUGGGAUGUCAGUUCGCAGGUGCUGUUUUCUAUAUCACAAAAGCUUAUACAACAUCAAAUUGUCAACUAUACUGAAAUUCUCAAGUGGCUGCGAGAUAUCCUGGUGUGCCGCAAUGCAUUUCUCCUUCGUCAUAAAGACUAUGCUAACUGUAAUAUUGGUGCUCACAUAGCUAUCUGCAAACAAGCUCAUAUCAAACUUGAGGUUGUAUUUUUAAUGUACCUGUGGAGCAUUGACAUGGAUGCUGUGUUGGUGGCUAUGUCAUGCUUUGCCUUGUUGUGUGAAGAAGCCGACAUCCGUUGCGUGUGGGAUGAGGUGACGGCAACGGUUACCUACCUUCUUCCUAACUACCAUGUAUACCAGGAACUUGCAGCUGCUUCUACUAUUCUCACAACAGCAUCUUUGGAAUCCAGAAUUUUUAGUCAACAACACCAUCAGGGUAGAGCUGCCCUGCAGAAACGUAUCAUGGCUCUGUUACGGAAGAUUGAGAAAUGGACACCAGGUUGCCUUCAGGCAUGGGAAGAUACAUUUAUCAACUGGGAAAAUUCCACAAAGAUGCUAGUAUCAUAUCCAAAAGCCAAACUAGAAGAAGGGCAAAUUUCUGAUAGCUUUCCUCGUUCUGUUUGUAAGAGAAGACCAUCACAUCAAAGCACUGAACAUGAAAUGGAGAUUCAGGAUCAAGUUAAUGAGUGGGCCAAUAUGACUGGGUUUCUGUGUGCAUUGGGUGGAGUUUGUUUACUGGGUAAAUCUCCUUCACGACCUCAGGGAGUUAGCCCCAGCUUGACUGUUGACGUUAGAAAGCCUGCUGUAUUGCCCAGUACCAAUCAGGAUAUGCAGUACUGUCCUGUUACACAGUUUGUUGGCCAUCUUCUCAAGCUUCUGGUUUGUAAUAAUGAAAGGUUUGGAACACAAAUUCAGAAACAUGUAAAAGAGUUAGUGGGGCAUGAGAUGUCCCCGUUACUUUAUCCAAUUCUCUUUGACCAAACUAAAGUCAUAGUUGAUAAGUUCUUCGAUCAACAGGGACAGGUAAUUGUGAGCGAACUUAACACGCAAUUUAUAGAGCACAUAAUAUUCAUAAUGAAGAAUGUAUUAGAGAACAAGACAGAUCAUCCUUCUGAGCAUCUGGGCGUUACAUCUAUUGAACCUAUGAUGUUGGCAAUAGUGAGAUAUGUGCGGCACUUGGAUAUUACUGUCCACACAUUACACAUAAAGACCAAACUUUGCCAGCUCGUGGAAGUAAUGAUGCAAAGAAGAGAUGACCUCGCUUUUCGCCAAGAGAUGAAAUUCCGCAACAAAAUGGUUGACUACCUCACUGACUGGGUUAUGGGCAAUUCUCACCAAAUUGCUCCUCCAGGAACCAUUGAUGUGACAUCUGUGUCCAACAUGUAUAUGCAGUAUGACAUUACGGGAUGCUGUAGAGAUCUAGAUCAAGCAUGCAUGGAGGCAGUGGCUGCCCUUCUUCGAGGCCUUCCACUUCAACCAGAGGAGAGCGACCGUGGUGACCUAAUGGAGGCAAAAUCUCAACUUUUUUUGAAAUACUUUACCCUUUUCAUGAACCUCCUCAAUGACUGCAUGGAGGCUCAAGAAGUGGAAAAAGAUGUAAGCCGCCAACGUGUUCAACCAGGGAAGCUGUCUACAUUACGCAAUGCCACCAUUCAAGCUAUGUCAAAUCUUCUGUCAGCAAAUAUUGACUCUGGCCUCAUGCAUUCCAUAGGACUGGGAUACCAUAAAGACUUACAAACUAGAGCUGCAUUUAUUGAGGUGUUAACAAAGAUCUUGCAACAAGGAACAGAAUUUGAUACAUUAGCAGAGACUGUUCUUGCUGAUCGUUAUGAGCAGCUUGUGCAGCUAGUGACCAUGAUUGGUGAUAAGGGAGAGCUGCCAAUUGCAAUGGCUCUUGCGUCAGUUGUUGUCACACCACAAAUGGAUGAGCUCGCCCGUGUGUUUGUUACCCUGUUUGAUGCCAAGCACCUGCUGUCCCCGCUGCUGUGGAACAUGUUUUACAAGGAGGUCGAGGUCUCUGACUGUAUGCAAACACUUUUCAGAGGCAACUCACUCGGAAGCAAAAUUAUGUCUUUCUGCUUCAAGAUCUAUGGAGCUUCUUAUCUUCAUAAUCUUCUAGAGCCAUUGGUACGGCCAUUGAUGGAUGAUUGUGCUCACUCAUAUGAGGUUGAUCCAGCAAGACUUGAUCCCACGGAGGAUGUUGAAGACAAUCGACGAAAUCUCAUAGCUCUCACUCAGAGGGUGUUUGGUGCUAUUAUUUGUUCGUCAGAUAAAUUUCCUCCACAGCUGCGCAGUAUGUGUCACUGCCUCUACCAAGUUCUAAGUAAGAGGUUUCCACAAUUUCCUCAAAACAAUAUAGGUGCUGUAGGAACAGUAAUUUUUCUGCGCUUCAUCAACCCUGCUAUAGUAUCACCAUGCGAGACAGGUAUCUUGGAUAGGCAACCAAAUCAGCAGAUAAAGCGUGGCUUAAUGCUGAUGUCCAAAAUUCUGCAGAACAUUGCUAACCAUGUGGAGUUCAGUAAAGAGCAGCACAUGCUUCCAUUCAACGACUUUGUGCGGCAACACUUUGAGGGUGCUCGGCGGUUUUUUAUACAAAUAGCAAGUGACUGUGAAAGUGUGGAACAAGCCAGCCACAGCAUCUCUUUCAUCAGUGAUGCUAAUGUUCAUGCCUUACACAGACUACUGUGGAACCAUCAAGAGAAAAUAGGGGAAUACCUGUCAAGUAGUCGGGAUCACAAAGCAGUUGGAAGAAGACCUUUUGAUAAAAUGGCAACCUUGUUGGCAUACCUGGGCCCACCGGAGCACAAACCUAUUGAUUCUCAAUGGAGCAGUAUGGAUAUGACAAGUACAAAAUUUGAAGAGAUUAUGUCAAAACAUAAUAUGCACGAAAAGGAUGAAUUCAAAUCCAUAAAAACAUUAAAUAUUUUUUACCAAGCGGGCACAUCUAAGGCUGGCAACCCAGUGUUUUAUUAUAUUGCAAGAAGAUACAAAAUUGGUGAGACUAAUGGGGAUCUGCUAAUAUACCAUGUGAUCCUUACCCUAAAACCCAUCUGCCGAAAACCGUUUGAGCUGGUGGUAGACUUCACUCACACGUGUGCUGAUAACAGGUUCAGAACAGAAUUUCUUCAAAAGUGGUUUGUUGUCUUACCUGAAGUAGCAUAUGAAAACAUACAUGCAGCCUAUAUCUACAAUGGCAACUCUUGGGUCAGAGAGUACACAAAAUACCAUGACAGAAUUUUAGCACCACUGAAGGGCCAUAAGAAACUGAUCUUCCUUGAUGCUCCUGCAAGACUGAAUGAUUACAUUGAACCUGACCAACAGAAGUUACCUGGAGCAACUACAUCAUUAGAUGAAGACCUCAAAGUCUUCAAUAAUGCUCUUAAAUUGUCACACAAGGAUACAAAGGUUGCUAUCAAGGUUGGACCAUCAGCUAUUCAAGUAACCUCUGCUGAAAAAACAAAGGUGCUUUCUCACUCUGUGUUGCUCAAUGAUGUCUACUAUGCUUCAGAAAUUGAAGAGGUGUGUUUAGUUGAUGAUAACCAGUUUACUUUAACCAUUGCGAAUGAAUCCGGUCCUCUGUCAUUUAUCCAUAAUGACUGUGACAACAUUGUCCAGGCUAUCAUCCACAUUAGGGCCAGAUGGGAACUCUCUCAGCCAGAUUCGGUAACUGUACACCAAAAAAUCCGACCAAAAGAUGUUCCAGGAACGUUAUUAAAUAUGGCUCUCUUGAAUUUGGGUUCCCUUGACCCCAAUCUCAGAACAGCAGCAUACAACCUCCUUUGUGCCCUUACAGCAACUUUUGACCUAAAAAUUGAAGGACAGCUACUGGAAACAUCGGGUCUCUGUAUCCCAUCCAACAAUACCAUUUUCAUCAAGAGUGUUAGUGAAAAACUUGCAGUAAAUGAACCUCACCUAACACUUGAGUUCCUGGAAGAAUGUAUACAGGGCUUCCGGGCCUCAAGUAUUGAGCUCAAGCAUUUGUGUCUUGAGUAUAUGACUCCAUGGCUACCCAAUCUUACAAGGUUUUGUAGCCAUCCAGAUGAUAAAAAGCGAGCUAAGGUUGCCAUGAUUCUUGAUAAACUCAUCACACUAACUAUUGAGGAAGUUGAAAUGUACCCUUCUAUUCAAGCCAAAAUCUGGGGCAACAUUGGUCAAGUAUCGGAGUUGAUCGACAUGGUACUAGACUCGUUCAUCAAACGGUCGGUUACUGGUGGCUUGGGGUCUGGGCAGGCAGAGAUCAUGGCUGAUACUGCUGUGGCAUUGGCUUCUGCUAAUGUUGCAUCAGUAGCAAGAAAAGUUAUAGGCCGCCUCUGUAGGGUGAUAGACAAGACAUGCACAUCUCCAACGCCAACCUUGGAGCAGCAUCUGAUGUGGGAUGACAUAGCCAUUUUGGCAAGAUACUUACUCAUGCUGUCCUUCAACAACUGCCUUGAUGUAGCGCGCCAUCUACCGUACCUGUUUCAUAUUAUUACAUUCUUGGUGUGCACUGGGCCAGUCUCGAUGAGAGCAUCUACACAUGGCCUUGUCAUCAAUAUCAUUCACUCACUUUGUACCUGCACUAAACCCUCUUUUUUAGAGGAAACUCAGCGUGUGUUACGGCUGUCUUUAGAUGAAUUUUCUCUGCCUAAAUUUUAUCUACUCUUUGGAAUAAGCAAGGUGAAGUCUGCAGCUGUCACUGCAUUUAGAUCUUCAUAUAGACACACAGGCGAGCGAGGACUCAGGUUUCCGUUCAACAUCUCGAGAACACCUCAUCAUAUAGACUUGAAACCGACAACACUUAUAUUUGGUACAGACCGUAGUCUCUCGUGUAACAUGGGCGACCGUGAGAGAUUGUCCCUCACCUCACUGGAGACCAUUACGGAUGCACUGCUUGAGAUGAUGGAGGCUUGUAUGCGUGAUAUUCCAGAUUGUGACUGGCUACAAGCAUGGACAGGUCUUGCUAAGAGUUUUGCAUUCCAGUAUAAUCCAGCUCUCCAACCCAGGGCCCUCAUUGUCUUUGGUUGUAUAAGUAAAAGUAUAGUUGACCAGGACAUCAAACAAUUGUUGCGAAUCUUGGUCAAGGCCUUGGAAAGCUUUCAAGACAUUACGCUUAUAGACUCAAUAAUUAUGUGCCUCACACGGCUUCAACCUCUACUCAGACCGGAGUCUGCAAUUCAUCAAGCUCUGUUUUGGGUAGGUGUGUCAGUGCUGCAGCUGGAUGAGGUGGCCCUCUAUGCGUCUGGCCUGGCUCUGCUGGAACAGAACCUCCACACACUAGAUUCUCAGGGAAGCUUUGAUAAUAAUACUCUGGAGCAGGUCAUGAUGUCAACAAGAGAGUCUCUUGAAUGGUUUUUUAAGCAGUUGGAUCAUUCUGUGGGACUCAGUUUUAAGGGUAACUUCCAUUUUGCAUUGGUGGGUCACUUGUUAAAAGGCCUUCGGCACCCAGCACCAACAACUGUGUCCCGCACUUCAAGAGUGUUGAUCACACUUCUCUCCAUUGUUGCUAAACCACAUAAGAGAGACAAAUUUGAGGUAACACCAGAGAAUGUGGCGUAUCUUGCUGCCCUUGUGUCAGUAUCCGAAGAAGUUAGAUCAAGAUGUCAUCUGAGAUAUUCGGUAGCACGCAGUCUCUCCAAAUCGGCAUCAUCAGACACAUUCACAGUUGGCCUUCACCUAAAUCUUCCACCAACAUCAAGCCAAGUCAGUGGGAUAACAAGUAACCCACAGGGAUGUUCACAACAAACCUCUGGAGGAGCCUCUUCCCCCAGUAAUCACAUACCAUCUCCUGGCUCAUCUUUUCCAACCAAUGGAAGUUUUACAAAUAUACCUCAGGCCACUUCUUCGAAUGCAAGCACAGUUACUUUGGCAUCACUGUGUAGCACAGCAACCACUGGGGCAGGUAGCAUAGGUAACAGUGGUGGCAGUAAUGGUGUGGGCAGUGCCACUGCCAAUGCUGCCACUGUAUCAUCUGCAGUCACAAGCAUAAGCAGUGGUGUUAUUAGUGGUGGUGGAACCCCACUGUCAGUGGGGACCCCAGCUGAUGUACGACUCCCUCCGACCAUUACUAAAGAUCCACCUCCACUGUCCUCUUCAUCUGUAGUUCCUGCAAAUAGAAGACAGAAACCCUGGGAUUCAGUGGACCAAAUUUGUAUAUCUCAGGGUACGAUGGGUAUGCUAGGACCGCAGGGCACGAUGCAGAAGCAGGGGAGUGCCCAACAGCUGGUGAGCAGAGCAGACCCCAAGACAUGGCACUCCCUUGACCUUGACCCCCAUAACAUGCGACCACCACCAUUUAAAACUCAAAGGUCUUCCUCGAUGCCCACACCUAAGGGUGACAUGUCUCCCCCUCCUAAGGAACGUGGUGCCAGAGUCUCGGUCAGCAACGAAAACAACAUCCUGUUAGAUCCCGAGGUACUGACGGAAUUUUCUACUCAAGCCCUUGUUCUAACAGUCCUGGCAACUCUUGUAAAGUAUACUACAGACGAGAACGAGAUGAGAGUCUUGUACGAGUACUUGGCUGAGGCUUCGGUUGUCUUCCCCAAGGUCUUCCCUGUUAUCCAUUCAUUACUGGAUGCCAAGAUAACAUCUGUACUAUCCUUAUGUCAUGAUGGUGUGAUUCUCAGUGCAGUUCAGUCCAUCAUCCAGAAUAUGGUAGCAUGUGAGGAACAAGGACACCAGCAGUUGCACCACCUUCAGAGUUGGGGUUUUGGAGGGCUCUGGAGAUUUGCUGGACCAUUUACAAAGAGUAACUGUACAGCAGAAAAUGCAGAGUUAUUUGUAAACUGCUUAGAAGCAAUGGUAGAGACAGCAUUGCCUGCAGAUGGGGACGACACUUCUGAAAUGGAGCUGGCGCAGUACCCAUCUAUGUUGUCUGUAGCGUCGGUGAACCUCUCUUCAUCCAUGUCUUCUCUCACUCUAGCUUCGCCUACAGAAAAGGAAGUUGAUGGGAGUGAGGGAGUUGGUGCCCCACACAACCUUCCUGCACACCCGGCUUGUUCUCGACCCAAGCCAGCACUACCCAACUUGAUUGCCAAGCAGCGCUCCUUCCGUUGCAAACUGUCCAACAAGAGCAAGUAGUUGUAAAAAGUUGUACCUCAACUUAAUCCCACAGAUGAGUCAUUUGGCUUAACUCUGAGAUCUUCUUUUAUCUGACAUUGAAAAAACACUUGUUGAUAUUAAGAUAAAUAGGGGAUAGGGAUUUAGAAAUGGCAGCUUCUUGUUCCUCUUACAUGUGGUGGAUGAUAAAGCCCCGUGGUUAGCAGCUGUGUAAUUAUAUCAUUAAUAUUCAGUAUUUCAGUUUUAAUGAAAAAAAAUGACAAAUUGCAUGCUGCAAUCUAGGGAUGCUUUAAGGAAGGCAGCUUACUAGUUAAAUAAUCUUUUUUAAAUUGUUACAAUUGGCUCCCAGAGCUUUCCAGUAUUCAGAAACCAUUAAUGUGCUGCUGUAGAUAAUUGGGCAUAUUUUUGGGUUAAGUGAGAAAUAAGGAGUCACGACAAAUAAUCAUAGUACUCUACUGUAAUUAUAAUGCGAUGGAUGUUAUAACUUGUUGUACAACUAAGUAUACAUCUGUCUAUUACAUGCUGGCUUGGGAUAAUGUGAUAUUUUCUUCAUUCAUGGCCAAAGGUAUACUAGAUUGUAAGUAAAUCUAGUUUAUAUAAGUUAUUUUGGAUGUUUGUUAAGUGUUGAGCUUCCUUACCAGUGGUAUGUGAGCCUAAGAAGAGGCUACCUUUAUCAACAUUACAUUGUCACACAUUGCUUAUUUAUUCCAAGUUAUGUUUGGCAACUACUGUUGGGUGUCAUUGUGUGACUGCUAAGUUAAUUGUCAUGAAUAUUAUUCUCUUUCUGACCUUGAAAGAAAGAGUUGCUUUUGUGUACUAGGUACAUGAGUUCUGUAAAUAUAGCUUGCAGCUGAGGAAGGAAAUCCUCACUACUUUUGAAAUGUAACUACUUGUGACCUGUUAGUUGUUCUCUGCGGAUUGGGUUUAACCACCCAGGACAAGGGUAUUCAGUGAUAACUUAGAUAAAGCAUGCAAUGAGUUAAUAAGAAAAACAAUCAGUAUUGUAUUUUUUGUCAGACAAGUGAACUUUUGUAAAACCACUAGAAGUGUACAUGUUAGUGUAAUUGGAGGAAUGAAUGAUUAUGGGAUAAAUGGAAGACUAUAUAUGUAGUGAUUGACUAUAAACAGCUUCAGCCCAAGUUGAAUUUGUGGCAUGUUACAGCUUUUAAUGUUCAUCAGGUAAAUGUGUUUUAAGACGUGAUGUCUGGUGCAUAACCUCAGAUGGUUUGACAUGAAUGUCCUAUUUUCAUGUCAGUCUGCUUAUAAGGCUCAUGUUAGCCUUGAAGCUGAUAGUAAUGAGCCUUAACAAGAUUUUAUUUUGCAAAGGUCAUAAAUGCCUAUUUUUCUUUUUGCAUUUGAAAACAGUAUUUAACAAGACCUCCCGUGAUAUCAAAGAAACCUGGUUGUCACGUUGGGCUAAUAUUAAGCUCUUUAUUUCCCAGUACUUUUCUGCCUUCAUUAUUGUCACUUUUCAUUUGUGCAGCUUUUGCUACUGAUUAUCCAAGUGAAAGCCAAUGAAUGAACCCAUACAGUGCAUGUUCCUCUAUUUUAGAUUAAUGUCUUGUGUACCAAAUCCAUUGUCUGUUAAGUGCUAGGAAGAUACACAUUUUGCAGCUGAUCUGUCAAGUGAAAUAACUUCUUAAUUGCACAAUAUUUAUUACAGUAACUUUAUUUGCAGUUUUUGAUGCUCUUUGAAAAUUCCAAGCUCUGAAUUAUGAUCUGUGAGAAUAAAUAUUAAAUUAUACUAUAGUGUGAUGCAUUGCAAUAAUUUACUCAUUUGGAUUGGACAUAGUUUGUGUACCGUGUAAGGCAUUCUUAGGUCAAAAGGGCACCAAUACAUGCACCUCAUCAUUCACCAGUUAACAUUUCAUCUUUGACAUACCUGCUCCAUAAAUUAACUUAUACAUAAUCAUAUGAUGAACUUGCAUAUAUUAGUCUCUUCAGGUUGUUUUCCUAACAGUUUCCUUAACAUUAUUACUCCUUUAUAAAAAUGAGAUAGCUUUAAUUGACAAGGAUGUCAUUGAUUUUAAAUAAGUUUCAUACAUCCUCUAUCACUAGCCAUUUGAUGUCUUGUACCCUAUACUAUUAACUGGUACAAAGGCAGUGUUCAUUAGCACUUUCACAUGCCUCACAGCUAACAGUCCGCCCCUCUCAGGGCUCGGCUCAGCAAUACAUAAUAUGUUUGUACUAUCUUUUUUUUUUCUGGGAGGGUUCCAGGGUGGCUUCCUGUUGCUAACUGCUGUUGGUUAUCCUAUUAAAUUGCACCUGGCCCUUACAAGUUAUUAAUAUCCUAGUGGUGACCGAAGGUCAAAACCUGGUUACCCCACAAGAGCAGAGAACAAAGAAUACUAGAUCACUUUGAGUAUAUAGCCACCAAAAAGGCAGAGUAAGGCAAAAAAGAAAAUAAUCAGGAAACAGGAGACCCAGUAGUCACAUUAUUUCACCACUAGUUCCACCUCCCCACCAUAAGAUGGCAGCACCAGGAAAUAUACCCCCCUCUACAGUGUACCCCCCCCCCCUCCCCCUCAGUCAUUCACCUGGUGCUACCUUAUGUAGUGCUUCAUCUGUCACCUUUCCUUAAAGGGUCUCUCUCUGUCCAGACAAGUGCUGGCCAUUCUUUAAACUGUCCCAUGGGGCUAUUUGCUAGUGUAUUGUUCUACUUUUAGUAUUUGCUUCAUGAGCAUGUUUACCAGCCUCACGUGUUGUGUGGACUCUGCAAAAUUGUUCUCCUCAAGCUGCCCGAGCAAUGAAACGACCUAACUACUGUGUUUUGUUUUUGUUUAUUUUGCUCAACCCAUUCUCCUGUUUAGAUAGUACCUAUUGUGACGAUUGUCAAUAGUCGCAAAUUCGUACAUACUUAGCUUUUAGAUAGUAGUAUACUGACUAGUAAGGAAUUCCUUUUAAAAUAAUGAAGUUAGAAAACAAACUUAAAUAUUCCUAGGCCUAGUAUAACACACACAUGUACUAUAUUAGGCCUGAGAUAUCGUGUAUUAGGCCUACGAAGGUUAGAUUAGUUUGUCAAAGCAACACAAGUAAAAAAUAGUUUUCCAGUUUGUCCAACCCAAUAGUUCAGAUUUCUACUUUCUAAUUUCGUUGUACGUCGGUAUAUAGACUAUAGUCCUCGUCGUUACUAUAAGUACUACCAAAAUAGGAGGAUGGGCUAAUUUUGCCUUGCUGAUGUCUGUUUUGUCUCACGCUAUCUUUUUGUGGCAAUUUCCUUAGCUAGAGUGAUCUAGUAUCCUCUGCUCUCAGCACCUCUGAGGACACAAGAUUUUGACCUCUAGUCUCCGGUUGAUUAUUAAUGACUCGCAAGAGCCUGGUGUGAUUUGAUAGAUGUGUAGCUAUCAAGAGUUGCUAGCACAGAGACCUUGGACCCACGAGAAAGAGGUGUUUCAUUACAUUCAAUGCUGUUGUUUUAAGAUUUCACUCUUUUUUUAUAUAUAUAUAUAUAUAUAAUUAUGAAUUUUGUGUAAAAUGUUCAGAAAUGAAUGCUCUAGAGUACUGUAUAGAUGAAUAAAAAAAAUGGUAUAUGCAUUAUAGUUUAUGCAUGGUGUUGCUAUGUAUAUGAAAGUUUAUAUAUAUUUAACCAUUCCUCAUUUAUAAUUUGUAAUAAAAUAAAUAUGGAUAUGUUCGCAAAUGAUCGACUUAUAUUGCUGUAAACCAAAAAGAAAGAGUACGUGUAUAAUUUUUCAUCAAGGAUAUUUGUAAAAUGACAAGCAAAUACAUACGAGCAGAGUGAUUAUUGUCUUGAGUGAAGAGGGGGAUUGGCUGGAUGUUCCCCUCAAUACAUUGGUUGGUCACCUGCUAGGUCUGACCACAUGGUGCUUAUGUAUGUUAAGAGUUUUCUCAUGAAAGUAAAAAUAGAAUGGUCAAGGAAGUGAUUUUCACAAAUUCCGAAACUUAUUGACGCAAUUUAACAUCUGGAUUGCUUACAGAUACUGUACUAAAAUGUGUCAUUGUCACACAAAAUUGUUAAACAGUAUAAGGGAUAUGAACUGAACUAAAUUCUGUGUAUUUUUCCUGUAAUUUAUUAUAAUAUUUGAGAAAAUAAUAUAUAAAUUUUUUUAGAGAUAGACAUUGAUAAUAAUGAGCAUUUUUCAUUAUGACAGCAUUUUACUGGACUGUAGAAAUGGUUAGUUACUGUAUCCUAAUUGUUCUGCCCACUUACUCCCUUAACAUGUAGUACAGUAUAGUGCAGCACAUCAUGUCUUACAGCACCACCAUGUGUCCCCAUCAUGUCAUGUGGCACCACCGAGUCCCAAUAAUAUCAUGUAUAUUACCAUGUGUCGCCAUCCUAUCACACAACACUAUUGAAUCCCUAUCAUGUCAUGUGGCCCUUUUGUGUUGCCAUCGUGACAUGUGGCACUACUAUGUCCCCCCAUUGGGUCAUGUGGCACCACCACGUGUCAUGUUAUAUGUCACUUGACUGUGUCCCCCAUCUUCUCAUGUGGCACCACUACAUGUCUCCAUCAUAUAAUGUGAUAACAUGUGUCCCUAUCAUAGCUUCUCACCACCAUGUGUCCCUAUCAUGGCUUCUCACCACCAUGUGUUCCUAUCAUGCCUUCUCCACCAUGUGUCCCUAUCAUGCCUUCUCUCAUCAUGUGUCCCUAUCAUGCCUUCACCAUGUGUCCCUAUCAUGCCUUCUCCACCAUGUGUCCCUAUCAUGCCUUCUCUUUCUCACCACCAUGUGUCCCUAUCAAGCCUUCUCUCUCACUACCAUGUGUCCCUGUCAUGCCUUCUCUCUCACCACCAUGUGUCCCUAUCAUGCCUUCUCUCUCUCUCCACCAUGUGUCCCUAUCAUGCCUUCUCUCUCACCACCAUGUGUCCCUAUCAUGCCUUCUCUCUCUCCACCAUGUGUCCCUAUCAUGCCUUCUCUCUCUCUCCACCAUGUGUCCCUAUCAUGCCUUCUCUCUCCCCACCAAGUGUCCCAAUCAUGCCUUCUCACCACAGUAUCCCCCACUCAAGCAUCCCCAUCACCAUGUGUCCCUAUAAUGCCUUAUCCCACCAUGUAUCCCUAUCAUGCUUACUCACCACCGUGUGUCCCUACCCUGCCUUAUCUCACCACAAUAUAUGCCUGUCAGGCCUUUAUUACCACUGUGUCCCAGUCAUGUCACAGGAUAAUUCCCACCUCCCAUAUCAAGAUUUUCACAGAUCCUUGAAGAUUUCUUAUAUUUGUGUUAUAAUUUGUAAAACCUUGAAAAGUCUAAAAUUUACUCUGCUGAUAGCAGGAAUCAUGCAUGUUACUCAUGCCUAUGAACACUAGUAUUACCAUCUUACAUGUGUCUAUCAUGCCUUAAAAUACCCCAAUUCCUCUUUGAAGCUCACUUUGACAAAGGAAUAUUAAUUUAAAGAGGGUUUUGUGAAGUAACGGUAUGACUUAUCGCUGAUAUAAACUGGCAACUUAUUUUUCGUGUUCUUCUCUUCCCUAAUUCAUUAUCAAAUCAGUUCACUCUAAAUAUACUUGUACCUACCUGUACAUCUAAAUUAAGGGUGCCUAUUAUAAUUUAUUCUUCAUUAGUAAACAUAUCUGUCUU